Messenger RNA from Arachis stenosperma, 2247 nucleotides. Its product is annotated as heat shock cognate 70 kDa protein 2-like. Gene Ontology annotation, cellular component: cytoplasm. Gene Ontology annotation, biological process: cellular response to unfolded protein; protein refolding. NCBI's taxonomy places the organism in Eukaryota, Viridiplantae, Streptophyta, Magnoliopsida, Fabales, Fabaceae. Gene Ontology annotation, molecular function: ATP binding; misfolded protein binding; ATP hydrolysis activity. The transcript has 2 exons. The record is from RefSeq and is a predicted model, not a curated record. The coding region runs from base 99 to 2036 and encodes 645 amino acids.
AACCACUCAUUCUUUCGAACACUAUUUUCUCUUUUACUCUUUCUUUUUUCACUCUCUCUUCUAAGGGUUCGUGUGUUUGAGAUUUACGCCGGAAAAUCAUGGCCGGAAAAGGAGAGGGACCGGCGAUCGGAAUCGAUCUUGGAACCACCUACUCCUGCGUCGGAGUGUGGCAGCAUGAUCGCGUUGAGAUCAUCGCCAACGAUCAGGGUAACCGUACGACGCCGUCUUACGUUGCAUUCACUGACACCGAGAGGCUCAUCGGAGAUGCCGCCAAGAACCAGGUCGCCAUGAAUCCCAUCAACACCGUUUUUGAUGCAAAGAGGUUAAUUGGAAGGAGAGUUAGCGAUGCCUCAGUUCAGAGUGACAUGAAAUUGUGGCCAUUCAAGGUGGUUGCCGGUGCUGGUGACAAGCCCAUGAUUUGUGUCAACUACAAGGGUGAGGAGAAGCAAUUUGCGGCCGAAGAGAUCUCAUCUAUGGUCCUAACCAAGAUGAGGGAGAUUGCUGAGGCUUACCUUGGAUCAACUGUGAAGAAUGCCGUUGUUACAGUCCCUGCAUACUUCAAUGACUCUCAGCGUCAGGCUACCAAGGAUGCCGGAGUUAUUGCCGGUCUCAAUGUGAUGCGUAUCAUCAAUGAACCCACUGCUGCCGCAAUUGCCUAUGGUCUUGACAAGAAGGCUUCCAGCGUGGGGGAGAAGAACAUCUUGAUCUUUGAUCUUGGUGGUGGUACCUUUGAUGUCUCUCUUCUCACCAUUGAGGAGGGUAUCUUCGAAGUGAAGGCCACUGCCGGAGACACUCACCUUGGAGGAGAAGACUUUGAUAACAGGAUGGUGAACCAUUUUGUACAAGAGUUUAAGAGGAAAAACAAGAAGGACAUUAGUGGAAACCCCAGAGCACUUAGGAGGUUGAGGACAGCAUGUGAGAGGGCGAAGAGAACCCUCUCAUCCACUGCUCAGACCACCAUUGAGAUCGAUUCUCUCUUUGAGGGUAUUGAUUUUUACUCAACAAUCACCCGUGCUAGGUUCGAGGAGCUCAACAUGGACCUCUUCAGAAAGUGUAUGGAGCCAGUGGAGAAGUGUCUCAGGGAUGCGAAGAUGGACAAGAGCACUGUCCAUGAUGUUGUACUUGUCGGUGGCUCUACUAGGAUUCCCAAGGUUCAGCAGCUAUUACAGGACUUUUUCAAUGGGAAGGACCUGUGCAAGAGCAUAAACCCUGAUGAAGCCGUUGCUUACGGUGCCGCUGUCCAGGCAGCCAUUUUGAGUGGUGAAGGCAAUGAGAAAGUUCAAGAUUUGUUGCUUUUGGAUGUCACCCCACUGUCUCUAGGUUUGGAAACUGCCGGAGGUGUCAUGACUGUGUUGAUUCCUAGGAACACUACCAUUCCCACCAAGAAGGAGCAAGUGUUCUCUACAUAUUCGGAUAACCAACCUGGUGUCUUGAUUCAAGUUUAUGAGGGUGAGAGAACAAGGACAAGGGACAACAACUUGCUUGGUAAGUUUGAGCUUUCAGGCAUUCCUCCGGCACCUCGUGGUGUUCCCCAGAUCACUGUUUGCUUUGAUAUUGAUGCCAAUGGUAUUUUGAAUGUCUCUGCCGAGGACAAAACCACUGGGCAGAAGAACAAGAUCACCAUCACCAAUGACAAAGGAAGGUUGUCUAAAGAAGAAAUCGAGAAGAUGGUUCAAGAAGCAGAGAAAUACAAGUCGGAAGAUGAGGAGCACAAGAAGAAGGUUGAGGCAAAGAACACCUUGGAAAAUUAUGCAUACAACAUGAGGAACACAAUAAAGGAUGAUAAGAUCAGCUCAAAGCUUUCCCCGGCUGACAAGACAAAGAUUGAUGAUGCAAUUGAACAGGCCAUUCAAUGGCUUGAUGCUAACCAGCUUGCAGAAGCUGAUGAAUUUGAAGACAAGAUGAAGGAGCUUGAGAGCAUAUGCAAUCCCAUCAUAGCCAAGAUGUACCAAGGUGGUGCCGGUGGUGAGGUGGACGAUGAUGCUCCUCCUGCUGGUGGAAGCGGUGCUGGUCCCAAGAUUGAGGAGGUCGACUAAGUGUUCUAUUUGCCUUUGGGUUUUAAUUGCUGGGGGUAUUUUUAGUGUUAGGUUUAUGCAUUCGAAUUAUGUUACUGUCUUUUAUUUUGUUGGGAAAUUCAGAACUUACCGAUUCAUCACUCUUUUUGAUUGAGUGAUAUAUUUUUUGUAACGAAGAAAUCCCCUGCAUGAUUACAUUUUGCAGUAUUCUAAUAUCAACUCUUUCUGGUUA